Messenger RNA from Chiroxiphia lanceolata (lance-tailed manakin), 3793 nucleotides. RefSeq names its product small nuclear RNA activating complex polypeptide 1 (gene SNAPC1). The record is from RefSeq and is a predicted model, not a curated record. Lineage: Eukaryota; Metazoa; Chordata; Aves; Passeriformes; Pipridae. Gene Ontology annotation, molecular function: sequence-specific DNA binding. Gene Ontology annotation, biological process: snRNA transcription by RNA polymerase II; snRNA transcription by RNA polymerase III. The transcript has 10 exons. Bases 108 to 1184 code for a protein of 358 amino acids. Gene Ontology annotation, cellular component: snRNA-activating protein complex.
GCGCAGGCGCAGCGCGGGCGCCGCUGGGAUGUUGUGGAGCGGAUGUGCGGGAACGGUGAGGAGCGGCGGGGUGGGCGCGGAGGGGUGAGCGCGGUGGCGGCGGCGGGAUGAGCGCCGUGCCGGGGCUGCAGGCGGACUGCGAGGAGCUGCUCGGCGCCUUCCAGCAGGCCGACACCGUCCGCUUCGAGCGCUUCGCCGAGCUGUGGCGGGAGCGCCGCUUCCACACCGUGUUCUAUGGCAGAAUGAGAGCCUUGGAGAGAAACAAGCUCACAAAGAAGACUUUAGAACUGGCCCAGCAGUACUUCUUGCCCCCAUAUGCCUUCCAGAUCCGAGUUGGUGCUCUGUACCUUUUGUAUGGGUUCUAUAAUACCCAGCUUUGUCAGCCAAAACAAAAGAUCAGAAUUGCCCUCAAGGACUGGCCUGAAAUCCAGAAGUUUCAGCAGGAUCUGAUAGACUCCCAGCAUUAUGAUGCAGCAUAUAUCUUCAGGAAGCUGCGGCUCGCCAGAGCAUUCCAUUUCACAGCAAUGCCAAAGCUAUUGAACUACAGAACUAAGAAGAAGAUUGAGGAAAAUGAAUUUAAAGAAGAGUUUAAGGACCCAAGUAACAGAGUAAACAGCCUCAUCACUAAUGAUGUAUUGGAGGAACUGAUGAAUAUUCAUGACCACUAUCAGAAAAUGAAGUGCGCCAUUUCAGCUGACAAAUCCCAGCCAGACAAGGCCCUGAGCUUGAUAAAAGAUGACUUUGUAGUCACUCUUAAAGACAUAACCUUGGAACAUCAGGAAUGGCAGCAGAACAGAAUGAAAUUAUUCCUAAAUGCUAAAGAAACUGAUGAAACAGAAAAUAAAAAGAAAGAUGAGACUUUGCUGCAAUCAGAGGGUUCUGAAAGAGCAAGUGCCCUGGCCAGAAUCAAAUACAGGUCUUACUCUGCAGUUGCUGAGGCUUCCAAAUCCAGAAGACACCGUCAAGUGAGGUUAGAAUCUUCUGAAUCGGGGAAAUCUCCGAGCCGAAGUAGAAAAACCAGUAGGAGACCACAGCCAGCAAGGAGAAGAGAUUCUCCAGAAGUCAGAGGUGAAAUGGAAGUGGCAGAGGAAACUGUUACUCGACACGUUGGGAUGCCAGUAAUCGUAGAGGAGAAGUCAGAUGAAGAAGAAGUAUCUCUCCCCAAGAGGAAAAGAAGAUGUUAGAGGAUCCAGUUGGAGAAGCACUAAUGUUGAUUUUAAUGACAAAAUGUAAAUGUCAGAGGUAACACCAAGUGCUUGUUUUGGAUGCCUUUGAACAUAUAAGAAGUGUCUGGGACCAACUACAGGUGAUGCUGGAAUACUGGUAGUGACUGGGAUGCUUUAGAUGUCUCAUGGUACAGCACCUGGUGCCUUUAUUCAUCUGGUGAAUGCUUCUUGUGCAAGACAAAGUAGCUGUGUCCUGUCUGAGAUGGAAAGAGAAGGUGGGGGCUUGUCAUAUUUAGCUUGUACAUGAGAGUUGUCACUUGGGACUCGUGUUGAUGGUUUUAGCUGAGACUGUUAAAAGAACAGCUCACAAAACAUUUGCCCAUAUAAGACAUGCUUGUAAUCUACAUGCUUGUAAUCUUUUAUCUCUGAACAUAAAACUAAGGUUACUGACUGCUGAUAAUUAGUGCAAUAAAUUAUUUUUCACGGUUUACUUGCUCCGUUUUAUAGUGUGUAACUUCACUGUUGAUCAUGGUUUGAUCCCACACAAGUGGAAAUGAACUUGGUGAUAAGCCUUUUGUUGUACCCUGUCUCCAGCAGAUCAUCUGGAAUUGUUCUCUGUUUGAAUGAAGAGAUGUAAAGUGAGUUUAUUGAUUCUGCAGAUGACCCGAAGAUGUACAAGGGCAGGACUGGAAUUCAAAAUGAUCUUUAUGAAUUGGAGGGGAGUGGGAGAAGUGGGUGUGGAAAUAAACAUGGAGCUCAGUACUGAGAACAGGCACACGAUGGGGAAAUGAUUGCUGGGCAACAGUAUGGCAGAAAAAACAAACAAACAGAAUAAUCAGCUAGAGUAUUUUCUGUAAACAAUAAAAAGCAAUAAAAUUUGUGUCACUCAGCCCUGAAAGGCUACAGCCUUAAAUACCCCCAUCUGACCACAACAAUUCAAGAAGAAUGUGGAAUUUUUUCACCUCUGCUAUCAAGAAAGGCCAGAGGAGUUGAGGUGUCUUUUUCUACAAGAAAAAACAUAAAAUAGAAAUUUGAAAAAAUUUGAAUAUAAAAGGAACCUAAGCUGAAUGAAUUAGUUUGCUAGUGUGACUCUCAAAGGCCAAAGGAAUUGAAGUGCUGUUGCCUAGAAGAAAAAACAUUUAAAUGGAAUAUAAAUGGUUUUACCAUAAAAGGGGUCCAUAUUAAAUGCACUGGUUGGCAAGAAGGAAUGGACCUAAAUGACAAACAGGUUGAACACUGAAAAAGCUGUUAAGUAGCAGUGUUGCACUUGACCUUGUUAAUGAGAAAAGAGGAAACACUUUGUAAUAAAGCCAAACCUUACUGUAUUGUAAACUGAACAAUUGAAUAUUCUGUUGAAUAACCAAAAUAUUUCCAGACUAGUCCCAAAGUCAUUAUUAGUCCAGAUCUAAUUAUUACAGGAAAAGAAUACUUCUACACAGAGAAAAAAAAUCCAUAUAAUGAUAAUAAUACAGUGAAAUUUAUCUUACAUGCACUUACAUUCUACCCUUUUUUUCUGGUGUACUGUUCACUCUUCCACUGCUCUUCUGGUCUUAAGGUGGUUAGGCUUAGUCUGUGGAUAGAGCAUGCCAUAGAUGUCAUCUGCUUAAAAGGACCCCUCUGUAGUUAUAAAAGGUUUUGGAGGUAUCAUUUCUGGAAAGUUUGAACAGUUUGGUUUUUACUUGGGUUUUCUAACUUGUGCUUUUCUCUUACCAGCACAAACCCACGGUCUCUAUGCAUUUCUGCUCCUAAUUUUUGGUGGGCAGGUUCAAGAGACAUGAGGAGGUUCUCGAGAGAAACUUGAACUUUUUUUGGUCAGUUAGGAUCCUGUUGGUAAUACUGCAUUUGUCAGGUGUGUCAGUUCCAGCUGGUGCUUUGGGGGCAGGUGUGUGGACUGAUGGACAGCAGUGUAAGUGUAAUGAAGAAGGAGAGUUCUUUCUGGCAGAUAUUGUGACUACCACUUCAAAUUCCUAAUUUCUUAAGAGCUUCUUCACUUAGGAAGUUGCUUCAGGAUGAAUUUUAGAGCACCAAUCCUCUUCUGCUGUUUCUAGGCACAGAGGUUAAGUUAGGUCUUCCAGCUAUAUGGCAUUGGGUUCAUCCCUUGAAUGGAAACUUGAAAGUGAUUUCUCUUUUCUAUUUCCCUCCAACUUGCAGCUAUCUUUCUCAAUAAGCCUAAAAAUUAAACACAGCUACAAAAACUUACUUCUCACUUUCUUGACGGGCUCUUUUCAGCUGAAUUAUUAUUUUUCCGCGUGUUAGGCGUAAGUUUAUUUUAACAUGUUGAAGGAGUGUUUUUAAUACUGUUCCCUGCAGUGGCACUUUUUCAUAACCAUCUUAUUUGCCUCUCCUUAUAUCUUUGAACCGUCCCAAGAGCUGAGCAAGGGGGUGGAAUUUGUCAGGAUUUUUAAUAUUCCGUGACAUGAAUCUUCCCCGCACACACCUCUGAAAAUGAUUUGCAGGUCUGCAUUGGAAGCAUGCAAAGGCUUGACUAGGCACAAAGAUGGGUGCAUUCAACUAGCAGUUAUUUUAAUAUUGUAAUAAUGAAAACAAACGUUCUGUAAUUUGUUUAUAAAAUUGCACAGAUGUAAAAUGGAAGUUGUCAUUAAGAAUAAACUUAGAACUGCUGACUA